Molecule: messenger RNA, 216 nt
Organism: Rotaria sp. Silwood2
Lineage: Eukaryota; Metazoa; Rotifera; Eurotatoria; Philodinida; Philodinidae
Source: the annotation of a GenBank genome assembly
AUGGCAAACGUCAAUCAUAAUAAUGGCAACAAUUUAUUUGCAUUACAUAACAAUGUUGGACAACCACCUCUAGAUGGAACGCCUCAUAAUUUACAAGAAAUGACAAACUAUUUGCGUCGAGAUCCAGAUGCACAAGCAGAAGAUCGAGUAGAUCAUCCAACUGAUGAAACUGCUACGUCUUCAAGAGCAGUGAUGGUUGCCGGUGAUGGCAGGUGA